AUGGCAGCUGUUGAUGUUGAAUCGCGCGUGGCAUACCAGCUGAGUCUUCCUUCGCGAGAGCGAGUGGAACCGGGCUCCUGCAAUAUCCCACUCGGCAACUUCCCCGCAACAAACACAGCCGCCCCGAAAAAUCCUGACCAGAUUGCAACCGCAGUUGUUGAGCAAUUAAACAAGGCACUUGAGAAGGAAGAUACCGCCACCGUCGCUCAGCUAUUUCUGGAGAACAGCUACUGGCGCGACCACCUCUGCCUGUCAUGGGACUUCCGAACCAUCAAGGGACGCGAAGCAGUCUCGAGAUUUGUCACCGGAAGCUCGUCAUCUAUUAGAAUUGAGCUUGACCAUUCAUCUGCCUUCAGAUCACCGCACAAUGGUCCCAUUGAUGGCUUUGGUGAAGUCCAUGGUGUUGAGUUCUUUAUCAAGGUCACCACCAACUUUGGAAUCGGACAAGGUGUCGUGCGACUAGCACAGGAAGGGAACGAGUGGAGGAUUUUCACUAUUUCUACUACUCUGCUUGAGCUCACGGGUCAUGAAGAGGCGAUUAAUUUCCGCAGACCCGUUGGUGUGAAGCAUGGAGAGCAGCAAGGACGUCAGAACUGGCAGGAUAGACGCACUGCCGAUAGCAAUUAUAUCAACAAAGAUCCCACUGUACUCAUCGUUGGUGCCGGCCAAGGGGGUCUUACUGCCGCGGCUCGACUGAAAAUGCUCAAUGUCGACACCUUGGUCAUCGACCGAGAAGACCGAAUCGGAGACAGUUGGCGACGGCGGUACCACCAACUCGUUCUCCAUGAUCCGGUAUGGUACGACCACCUGCCUUACCUGAACUUCCCAUCCAACUGGCCAAUCUUUACACCCAAGGACAAGCUGGCCGAGUUCUUCGAGUCCUACGUCAAGCUUCUAGAGUUGAAUGUCUGGACUCAGACCGAACUGAAGUCUGCAUCCUAUGACGAGGGCAAGAGGCAGUGGACUGUCAUCCUCGAGCGCAAAUCCGAAGAUGGCACCACUGAAACCCGCACUCUGCAUCCGCACCACGUUAUUCAAGCAACAGGACACUCAGGGAAAAAGAACAUGCCCACCUUCAAGGGCGCGGAAAAUUUCAAGGGCGAUCUGAUCUGUCACAGCUCCGAGUUCAGGGGCGCGAAACCCGACUCCCAUGGCAAGAAGGCGAUUGUCAUCGGCUCCUGUAACUCCGGCCACGAUAUUGCCCAGGACUAUGUGGAGAAAGGUUACGAAGUAACGAUGGUCCAGCGAAGCUCAACCCUCAUUGUGACUUCGGAUUCCAUUGUGAAUAUCGGACUGAAAGGCCUGUACGAGGAAGCUGGUCCCCCAACCGAGGACUCGGACGCGUACCUGUGGAGCAUCCCUCCAGAGCUGUUCAAAGCUCAGCAGGUCAAAGUCUUCGAGGUGAUCGCCAAGAACGAUGCAAAGACCCUCGAUGGACUGGAGAAGGUUGGCUUCAAGGUCGACCGUGGCCCCAUGGAUGCAGGUCUUUUAGUCAAGUACUUCCAGCGUGGUGGUGGGUACUAUAUCGACGUGGGUGGUAGCCAGUUGGUCGCCGAGGGGAAGAUCAAGAUCAAGCAGGGACAGGAGAUCAGCGAAGUGCUUCCCAACGGACUUCAAUUUGCUGACGGCUCUGAGUUGGAAGCGGAUGAAAUUGUCUUUGCGACGGGAUACCAGAACAUGCGCACUCAGGCGCGCACCAUCUUUGGUGACGAGAUUGCCGAUCGAGUCGGCGAUGUAUGGGGCCUUGAUUCGGAAGGUGAAUUUCGAACUAUGUGGCGGCGAAGUGGCUACCCAGGUUUCUGGUUCAUGGGCGGUAAUCUUGCUCUGUGCAGAUACUAUUCUCGUCUGCUGGCACUGCAGAUCAAGGCGCUGGAGGAGGGCAUUGCUUCGUACUAG
Penicillium daleae is the source of this 1896-nucleotide messenger RNA. RefSeq names its product flavin-containing monooxygenase. NCBI's taxonomy places the organism in Eukaryota, Fungi, Ascomycota, Eurotiomycetes, Eurotiales, Aspergillaceae. The record is from RefSeq and is a predicted model, not a curated record. Gene Ontology annotation, molecular function: monooxygenase activity; flavin adenine dinucleotide binding. The coding region runs from base 1 to 1896 and encodes 631 amino acids. The transcript has 2 exons.